Molecule: messenger RNA, 1459 nt
Organism: Eriocheir sinensis (Chinese mitten crab)
Lineage: Eukaryota; Metazoa; Arthropoda; Malacostraca; Decapoda; Varunidae
Product: glutamate receptor 4-like
Exons: 11
Coding region: 75-1346 (423 amino acids)
Biological process (GO): monoatomic ion transport
Cellular component (GO): membrane
Molecular function (GO): glutamate-gated receptor activity
Source: RefSeq, a predicted model, not a curated record
UUAAGAGGAUCAGAUGAAGGCGGCGUACAUCCGGUGGCUGGCUACAUUGUCCUGUCAGAUAUCUCCGAGGCACAAUGCGAAUCGGCACGGCUCUAGCUGCUGCUCCCUGCAUCCGGCUGUCCAUCGUCAACUGGAUUGGCUUACUGCACGUUCGAGGAAAUUCAAAGAAUUUUGCUGCGAGUGGUACCUUCCUAUCUCUUCUUCAAAUCAUCGCUGAGAAGAUGAACACAUGUCUUGAGCUUGUGGUGCCUCCCGAUAUGCUGUACGGUGCGAGGCUGGACAACGGCUCCUGGACCGGCAUGAUGGCUCAGCUAGUUUCCGGGGAGGUGGACAUGACCGGCGUGCCCAUGCUCGUCAACCCUGAGCGGAGCCGCGUGGUGGAGCCCGGCUUCCCGCUGAUGAGUGAUUCCAUGGAGCUUGCAUAUAUGAGACCGGUGCAACAAGCAGACCUGUCAGGCUUCGUAAAACCCUUCACUCUUCAGGUGUGGGGCAUCCUGUUGGCCAGCCUCAUGGCGAUGAUGAUCGAGCUGACGACCGUCCAGGUUGUCGAGGCCCGCCGCUCUCACGGUGCUGCCAGCGGUCUGAAGUAUAAAUCCUCCCCAGGUGAACUUUGGUGGACGGCUAGCCAGUGGACAAUAGCUGUGCCGCUGGCCCAGGCCUGGUGGCGGGAGCCGCGCGGGGCCCGAAUGCGGGGCCUGGCUGGGGCUUGGUUGUUGUUUUCUUUUGUCCUGUGCACCGUCUACCGCUCGAACCUCAAGGCCAUGCUCAUCCUUCCGCGCAUCACCUUCCCCUUCAACUCCCUUGAAGAAUUAACAUAUACAGACAUUCCCUGCUACACCAUGAAGGCGUCGGUCGCUGAUGAGUACAUAAAGAACUCAGAGCCCGGAACAGUCCUGCACAACUUGCGGCGCCAGAUGGUGGUGCACUCGAACGUCCCACUAGCUAUAAACGGUUUUCUGACCGGGAAACAUGCUGCCAUAACGAGCUACCUCAGCAUACUGGCGCUAGCGCAAGGCAAGUUUGAACAGACGAAAACCUGCGAGUUUUACUCGGCCCAGAGCCUCUUCGGCACCUACUACAUGAGCCUCGUGUUCCCGAAGGGCUCCAAGCUAAAGACGAAGAUCGAUAUGAUCGUGAGCUACCUGAAGGACGCUGGCAUCGUGGACCACCUGCUGGGGAAGAACUUUCACGAAGCCAUACAGUGCAUCCGGAAGGACAGCUCGCUAGCCCAGUCCACGAGCCACAGACCCUUGGCGCUCGGGGACUUCUACGGAGUGUUCUUGCUCUAUGGCGGAAGCGUCAUCGUAACUGUUUUCACCUUCCUGAUGGAACUCUGCCACCGCUGACCACCUUCCCUCGACUUGCCGCAGCCUAAAAGCAUCUUGUCUCUAUGAUAUUACCCUACAAUACUAUGUUUUUUUUAGCAGUAAAUUGAACUAUAAAUAAAUUCUUGCAGUUG